UCAUUUCGCAAACGUCUGUUGAGAUUGGAAUCAUUGUUCUCAUCACCAAUCCGAAAAACACCUUGCAAAGAUGUCAAGCCGCCGCGAAAGUCGCGUGUCUGAAACCAGCGAGCUGGAAGAAGGCAAGGACAAAAUCAGCGAUUUGGCGAAUGAAGCUCGUCAAACCCAUGCCACAAAUUCCGGCUUUCUCGGAUUCAUACGUCGUUUGCAUAUGCCUCUUUUGUUGUUGGCUCCAUCGUUGUUGAUUGGGAUGCUGGCUGUUUUGCUCGUUCCGGUGUGUUACUCCCUCAUUACCACAGGAAACACGAACACCAAAGAGCUUUCGGACAAUCUUUUGGUCACCAUGAUGAAGAGUACGGAAUUGGGAAUCAGAAGUAGUCUGGAGCCGUUGAAGAGGGGGGUGAACAUAGUCGGAGCCGCGGAUCAGAUUGCAAAACCAAUUACCGUGGAUCGCGCCAAUAUUUACAAUAACCUUGUUAAUCAAAAAGAAUUGAUAAAGUUUUUGGCGACCGUACAAAAAACAGGAGGAACAGACAGUUGGACAUGCUAUUCGCCCAAAUGGCUCAGUGGUUAUGGACCCGAGGACCCCAUCAACAGUACUACAAUCUCCUGGGUCUUCCUUUUACCCUCCCGAACUCCUAUCCCGCCAUACAAGGAUGUUGUGAUAGGGUUGACGGACGACACGUUGGCUCCCAAGGCACAACAGUAUGCCUUGAAUCAAACCACAUACGAGAUCAUCGGUCCACUGAAUACAGCUGACCCCGCACCCUUUGCUUACGACGUCAGUUGGAGUAAAGUUAUCAGAAAUAUCCUCAAACCUCCCAACGGGACAGUUCCCACCGAUAAUUUUAUGUCUAUCACAACCGAUAAGACGGGGUAUAUGGCGAUCAGUAUGGCCAAGAUUUACCUCAGCAGCUACACCGGUACAUAUUACGGAUGUGCGGCUACUUUGGGACUGUCAUCCACGUGGAGUGCCAUUUUGGAACAACAGAAAAUCACCGAUGAGACAGUCAUCGCGGUACUUGACGACAAGCUAAACCUGGUAGCCAGCAGUUCUCGCGUGGGUGCGUGGAAAGGUGUAGGAGCUGUCGAUUUCUCCAACGAGACGUUUUCUCCGCUGUUGGUUACGUUCGUGAAGGAUAAAUAUGCAAGCAUUGCGAAUGUCCCGCUGCGGAUCGAAACCUAUAUGGACCAGAUUGAUGCGAAGAGGGAUUGGAUGAUUUUGGUCACCAAAAUUCAAUUCACCAAUUAUCCAGACGAUAUUAUGGUACUCAUCUCUGCAACUCCUCGGGAAUAUAUUUUCGGAAAAAUCGACAAGGCCGCCAAACGCGCCAUGGCACUCUCCAUCGGUCUCGGUGUAGGAAUCGUCAUUGUUGUUUCCGCACUUUUCGUGGCUGUUACGAUGCCUUUGUCCAGGUUGGGCAAUGCGAUGCAGUUGUUGACCAAAUUGGAUUUCGCAGCCUUGGAACAAGGUCGGAUCCUUGAAAUCGACAGUCACAUUUCCGAAGUCAGAAGGAUUCAGGCAACAUUUGGCACGAUGGUUAAAGCUUUCGCGGGCGGUAUUAAAAAGAACCGGGAAAUGAUCGCACGGACCGUGAUGUCUGGCGGGGGUACCAGCUCACCGUCUCAGCGUCCUAGUAUGAAAUGAAGACAAUAGGAAGAUGCAUUAUACUGUUGAGGGUGGACCUGCAGAUGUUGGAGGGUCGGGAUGGAGAUGAUGAAAAUGCUUUGUUUCUCUUUUUUCAGUUUUGUUUUGUUCAAUUGUAUUGGAAAGUACCAUGUUUUUCUUGCGGGUGCA
Spizellomyces punctatus DAOM BR117 is the source of this 1798-nucleotide messenger RNA. RefSeq lists its product as uncharacterized. The transcript has 12 exons. Lineage: Eukaryota; Fungi; Chytridiomycota; Chytridiomycetes; Spizellomycetales; Spizellomycetaceae. The coding region runs from base 71 to 1648 and encodes 525 amino acids. The record is from RefSeq and is a predicted model, not a curated record.